AUGCGAAUUUACCCGCCGGGCACGGCGUUAUUUAUCGACGGCAAAUGUUUUUGCGACGGAAUAGACGAGAUCAUCCACGAAUACGUUCCACCACCGCCAACGGGUUACAAUAAUAACAACGACAAUGAUAAUCGUUACUCCGAGUCGCCUUCGAGAACCGCCACGGACCGUCACCGUCCCGGGGCCGAUCGCACGAUAAUCGGAAACUACGGGUCUCUAGUGUUCUCGGGCGACGUCCGAGUGUUGAAUCUGCUGAACGUGAACAACGACGGCGGUAAAUAUUUGUGUUGCAACUGCCCGUCUCCGUCGCGGAGGACCAACAAAAACGGCGACGGGACAAUUGCGGCCGCAUUGCUCGCGAAUCCGCGCUCCUCCACGGUGAAGUUUCCGGGUUCGGUAUCCAACGGCGACGGGACAAUUGCGGCUACACUGCUCCCGAAUCCGCACUCCUCCACGGUGAAGUUCCCGGGUUCGGUAUCCAAUGCCGACAGGAUGGUUGCGCGCGCGGCCGGCCAUACUGCAGCGACCACGACGAGUCCGGAAAAACUUACCGUCGGCGAACCGAACGUAGUUGGCAAACCGAACGUAGUUGAUGAACCGAACGUCUUCGGCGAACGCCAUUACGAUAUCGCCGGGCCAAAAGUCGGACAGACCCUCGCCGAGAUCGCGCUGAAGACACCGACCGAUGUGUCGGUGUCGACGUCUACGCCGCGUGACAACGACGGUCGCCGUCCGACUACCGCGGGCGGUCAUUCCGCGCCGUCGUCGCCAUAUUCGGGUGCAGCAUCGACGGCGGGCGACACCGAGCUCGAUCCAGGCUGGGCGGACGUGUGGGACUCGCCGCGGGACGACGGCGAAUCUUCCGGCGUGGACAUCGACCGCGGAUUUUCUACGGCCGCCGAUUCGACGACCGGCCGCUUUUCGAAAUAUACGGCGGCGGCGGGACCUGAGACCGCUACCGCAAUAAUCACCGUUACGAGUGCGGAAAACGCGACGUCGAACGUCGACGGUAAAGAGUAUCGCGGCGGCGACAUUCGUUUGGACGGUACGGUAACACGUGGUCCCUCCAAUCCAAACCUUUUCGAGUUGUUCACGGCCGGGCCGGCAGAGAGGCCCGCCACGGGAAUUCUCGCCGUCGCCGGUCCGAAAAACACCGUCGUUAAUACUCCCGAGAAGACCGGCCCGUGCUGUCGGUGUAACGGACGUACCGUGGUCGUACACGUCGAAGAUGAUGUGAGAACGUUCGUGUUGAAAUGCAACGGCCGCCGUCACCGCAGCCGCUGCGGACAAAAACCGACAAUUUCGACCAAUGCUGGUCGGCAACUAGUAAGCCGUAAGGGGCGGAACGUCAUUAUCGGUUAG
Messenger RNA from Cinara cedri, 1362 nucleotides. NCBI's taxonomy places the organism in Eukaryota, Metazoa, Arthropoda, Insecta, Hemiptera, Aphididae. The record is from the annotation of a GenBank genome assembly.